This is a messenger RNA of Hemiscyllium ocellatum (epaulette shark), 3156 nucleotides long. RefSeq names its product G protein-coupled estrogen receptor 1 (gene gper1). NCBI's taxonomy places the organism in Eukaryota, Metazoa, Chordata, Chondrichthyes, Orectolobiformes, Hemiscylliidae. Gene Ontology annotation, biological process: G protein-coupled receptor signaling pathway. The transcript is spliced from 3 exons. Bases 893 to 1969 code for a protein of 358 amino acids. The record is from RefSeq and is a predicted model, not a curated record. Gene Ontology annotation, cellular component: membrane. Gene Ontology annotation, molecular function: G protein-coupled receptor activity.
UUGUUGCACAGCAGGUGGCGUUUAGUUUGGUCUACAAAUUUUCAGUUACACCCAAAUUCUGCAUAGAGCUGAAGGGCUAGAUUAAUACCCAGUCUGAUGAUUUGAAAAGAAAUCAAGGGAAACAGUUCCAUCAGUUUCUUUGCCGAUCUUUCCUUGGAGAGGAUAUCUAUAAUCUGGAGACAGAACUAACAGGAAAAGAAUUGCGAGGUUGUGUCCCCAAAUCCUUUUUGCAAGUCGCUACUGAAUCUGCCCCCUACACCCUUUCACGCGGAUGCUCACUGGGAGUUUGUGGUCUGAUCGGAUUUACAGUCAGUUAUCGAUUGGAAGCCAAUACAAAGUAAAGCCUAAACGUUUCAGCUCACCAAACAAGUGAGAUGCAAUCACCACUGGACCUGCUUAAUCAAAACACCAAUGCCUGAUGUUAGAACUUGACCACCUCAGGCAAAUGCAAGUAUCUGGUCUGAAUUUCUUAUCUGACAGCCCGAGUGCUUGGCCUCAACUAUUAAGAACUGCGAUCUGCAGUCAAAGGGCAGAAAAGCAACCAGUGCACAAGCAGACACACACAGCUUUCCAUUGCCAAAGUUCUUACCUUUGUCCAACGUGUACUGAUAAAUGUGUAAACUUUCCUGAAUGAAGGCCAGAGGAAUGCAUGUUGAACUGAAGGUGACUAAAACUACAUCUAUUGACCAAAACCACAAUGCCACUGCAGGAUCCAAGUUGUGUUCCACUGGAUUCUCCAAACAGCAGAUAAAGUAUGGCAGAUACAUUUUUGACACAUUGGGUCGAAUUGACUGAUUGUACCAAUGUAAACAAGUGUAAAUACUUAAAACACCAAAGCAUUACUUCUGGAUCAUUCAAAACAUAAUUUUUGAAACAUUUACUACUGCCUUUGAUGAUGGAAUUGCAACUAGUAUCACAAUUAUUACUAUUUUCCAAUGAAAGUGAACUAAAUGAAUCCAGUUACUGUAAUGAAACCUUACACUGUAGCUAUAUAACAGAAAACCAAAGCGACAGCCAUUUUUACAGUAUCAGCCUCUUUCUAUCUUGCUUGUAUACAGUUUUUCUAUUUCCCAUAGGCUUCAUUGGGAAUGGAUUAAUCCUAGUUGUAAACUUGAAUGAUCAUAAGAAAAUGACCAUCCCAGAUCUCUAUUUUGUAAACCUUGCCGUAGCUGACCUGAUCCUUGUAGCAGAUUCGCUCAUUGAGGUAUUCAAUCUGAAUGACAAGUACUAUGACAUAGCCAUUCUAUGUACCUUCAUGUCUCUGUUCCUGCAGAUCAACAUGUACAGCAGCAUCUUCUUUCUCACAUGGAUGAGCAUCGACCGGUACCUUGCCCUGGCACAGUCAAUGAAAUCUGGCACACUCCGAACCUUGCAGCACGCAAAGUGGAGCUGUAGCCUGAUCUGGUUGACAUCCAUCCUGGCUGCAAUGUUGCCAUUUGCUGUGGUACAAGCACACCACACGGGGGAAGUUCACUUUUGCUUUGCAGAUGUUACAGAGAUUCAAUGGUUGGAAGUAACCCUUGGAUUUGUCAUCCCAUUCUUUAUCAUUGGACUCUGCUAUUCACGGAUUGUGCGGAUUCUCACAAAAGCCCAGAAACACAAUCGUCUUUGGCCAAGACGUCAGAAGGCCCUUCGCAUGAUUGUUGUGGUUGUUCUGGUUUUCUUUAUCUGUUGGUUACCUGAAAAUGUUUUCAUCAGUCUUCAGCUCCUACAAGGCACAAAGGAUUCAUCAGUUUCCUUCAAGAAAUCAAUGGGGCAUUAUUAUCCGCUCACACGUCAUAUUGUCAACCUGGCUGCUUUUUCUAAUAGUUGUCUGAAUCCCAUGAUUUAUAGCUUUCUUGGUGAAACAUUCCGAGACAAGCUUCGCCUAUACAUGAAAAAGAAAGCAAACGUGUCUACAGUUUACCGGCUUUGCAACAACACUUUGAACUGGAACAUUCCUGUAACUGCAGAGGAAUCUUUUGCAUAGUAGAUGAAAUCGUUAGAAACACAAGUAUUUAAGAGAAGGCAGAAGGCCAAAAGUGCAUUCAACUUUCUUUAAUUAUAACUUGCAGUUUGGCCAGUUGAAAGCAAUGUUUCCAGAGCUAUCAACUUCAAAGUGAGUUGGUAUAACCACAAUAAUGGAAAUCAAUUCCAAGAUAAUCAAGAGGCGUUGGUUAAACAUGUUUGGGAUAUAGAUGGCAGCAACUUCUUUCUAUGUCACAUUCACCAAACUGUUUACUCAUAUGGAAACUAUCAACUAGCACUUGUUCAUGUUACUAUUUAAGGCUUGUAGUUUAAAGCAGAAUUAUAUUUAAUAAAGAUAUUAAAAGUCCACAAAAUAAGUCCUCUCCUAAUUUGGACAGAAAAUGAAAAACACAUUAAUUUUAUUAAAUUUUGCAUGGUUUGUAAAAUAAUUAUACCAUAAUUUCAAUAUGUACAUUCUAUUUUAAUUGUAAUGAUACAAACUAAGUUUGACAGUAUAUGUUUAGUUUUUAAAAGUCUGUAUUUGCUGAUCAAGCAUCACAACUUAACAGAAAAGCCUAAUGGACAAUAAAAAUGUCAGUGUUUGUGAAUGAAAAGUUCAUGGUGUUAUCAAGGUGAGACAUUCCAGCCAACAAUCUAAAGUCAUACCAACACCAAAUAACAAUACUUCAAACUAAACCAAAAACAUGGAUGAGGAGUUCAUGGAUGGAAGUCACUUAAAGUAUUAUAACUAAUACUAGGGUGAAUGGAGUUCAAUUUUCAAGUAACCUCCCAGUGAAAGAUAAUCAAAACUGCUCAAAAUAGAUUUGGCUUUUGUAAUUUAUGAAGGAGAAAAUAAGACAGAAUAAAAGAGAGAGGGUAAACAAAAAUACAAGUGGGAGAACGUGGGUAACAGAAGAAAAAGAAAACAUGAGAGGAAAGGCAAAAAGAAUCGAGAGAAAGGAAGGAAGUACCUACACAAAUAUGGUAACUUUUACAACCUCAGUGUUUCCAAAAUCAUUUAAAGCAUGUAUUUUGAGUAUGCACUGUUCCAAUAAAGGAAAUGCAGCCUGUUUGCACCCAGAAGCUCCUAUAAACAGCAAUAUGUGAAAUGAUUAAAUAAUUUCUGCUGGAGAAAUAAAAACAGAAAAUGAGAGUUCAUCAACCUUAAAUAUUAAUUUUGUUUUGCUAUCCAAAAUAAUGCAGCUGAGC